AUAAAUUACUAAGAGAUCGCCUUGUCCAAACACCAUUCUGUAGAGAUCUUGACCACCAACCACCCGUUUUGCGUCUCAAUCUUGCAACACCAUGCAAUACUUGCAAAAUCAGGCGGAACUUGAGCGAAUUGCCGAAGAAAUUCUGACAGAGAAGCAGCUCAUCAUAGAUCUGGACAGGAGACGGAACGAGAAUAGGAUGGCCUUGGCGUCAUUCAGGCAGGGAAAGAUGAAGGAUGAUAAACGAGUGUAUUUCUUUGCCGGCGGCCUGUUCAUGAAGCUUCCCAAAGAAAGUGCGAAGGAGAAUCUUGAGAAAGAUCAACAAAACAUAGAUGCAGAGAUAAGCCGAUUGCGAGACAGUAUCAAGGAAAGAACUCGAGAUCUAGAGUUGAAGGAAAAGGGCAAAAUAGACAGAACGAAGGGGUUUGAGUUGAAGAGCAUAGGAAAGGACGAUCUCCGCACCAUGGUUCGGCAUCCUGUAACGGACUGAGACUGGCUAAUUGGGAGGCAAUCUCUGGUUGCCUGCGAAAGAUCGAUCACUGUAUAUAGUUUCCAUUUGCAAUGUGUAUAUCCUAUUUGCGCAUCACCUCCCCGGAAUCGCUGUCGAUAUGGGAAAUGCCUUGUCCCAACGUCUAGGAGACGGUGUUGUUUUGCAGAUCCAGCUGCCGAUUAGUAGGGUGUGAUUCUCCAAACGUUCAUGGAUCUAUUCUUUUCUUUUUGGUCAUCAUUAUGAGAA
Spizellomyces punctatus DAOM BR117 is the source of this 733-nucleotide messenger RNA. RefSeq lists its product as uncharacterized. The record is from RefSeq and is a predicted model, not a curated record. The transcript is spliced from 3 exons. Gene Ontology annotation, cellular component: prefoldin complex. Bases 92 to 487 code for a protein of 131 amino acids. NCBI's taxonomy places the organism in Eukaryota, Fungi, Chytridiomycota, Chytridiomycetes, Spizellomycetales, Spizellomycetaceae. Gene Ontology annotation, biological process: protein folding.